ACGGCAGCCUGGAAGCGCGAAGGAUCGAAAAGCCGGAUGAGCAGAGAGGAAAUGAAAGCAAGUGCUGCUGCAGGACUGUGUUAGAUUGAGUUCAAACUGAUUUAACAUACAACAUCCAUUUCAUCUCGGAAUGAGGUGUCAAAGCACUAGCGUGCGUCAGAUCUCCAUUUCCUCUGAGCCUCAUCGCAUGUUCUUUCUCAAACUAGAGUGGGCUAAGGAUCUUGGAUCUGGCUUCAUAAUCCUUCUGUCCGAUGGUGUCUCUGCGUGGAGUGGUGAAGUUUCAGAGGAGGAUGUGUCCCGUGAAGCCCAGGAGAUCGAGAUGGAGCGAGAGCGGUAUGUUGGUGACCUGCACCUGGCUUUGACCGGAGAGGGACCGGCAGCGGAGGGGGAGUACAGCUUCCACCUGACACCUGAGAGACCCGGCAGCACCCUGCUGCAGCUGUCUUAUGAGAAGGUGCAGAACGACAUCUCGUUCAGGCUCGGUGUGGUGGAGCUGCAGUCGGUGCCUGAGCCCACUGAAGUCAUAAGGGAGCUCAUUAGUCACAGCCUGGAGCAGAGCGUACGUCUACGGGCCAAAAACCAGCACCUGCUUGAGGAGAACCAGAAGCUGAGGAAAGAACAGGAACACAUCACCAAAGAGAUGGAAAGGUACGUUCAGGGAAAGGAGACGUUGGAGAGAGACCUUUACAGUCGCUUUGUGCUGGUCCUCAAUGAGAAGAAAGCCAAACUCAGAGUCCUGCAGGAGAGAGUCAGAGAGCUAGAGGAAUCUAUAGAAGAGAAUCGACUGAGAAAGAAAAAGGCAGAUAGUGAAGACCGCGAGGCGACUGAGACUGCAGCAGAUAAAAGUCCCGGAGAAGAGAGUGAUUAUGGAGGUAGUACAGAAGACGAACAGGAGGCUGAACCCAGAUGCCCUGACCCAAAGCCUCCUACACAAGAGAUGCCAGAAAGCAGCCCGAUGGACGACAUCACAGAUGUGGCCCCCUGCCGCAAACGUCGCCACAGACAUCUCCAACAGCUGGAGACUCAAGCCAAACGGGCAGCGCUGGACCAGCGACAGAGAUCCAGAGAGAAGCCGACGGAAGAGGCCAAAGCCGAAACGAGCAAAACGUCAAGCGUCCAACUGAAACCAGCAACCGCUGCUGCGAACCUUGAUCCAGACGACCUGUUCGAUGAUAUAUGACCCUCUUUUGGGGUCUAAUGAGCACCGUUCAUGAUAAGCAUGGCUUUUGUACUGUUUUUAAACUAUAGGAGUAAUAAAAUGAUACAUUUUUUAAGUAUUUUUACAAUGAAUUGACUCUACAACAUGGAAGCUUGUUUCCACCAUGGAAUAAAAGUAAAAUAGUAAUUGAGAGUUUAUACUGUAUCCCAAAAUUCGUGAGUUUAUAUCUCACAAUUCUGUGGGAAAAGUCUCAAUUGUGAGAAAAAAAGAUUGCAAGAUUCACAAUUCUGACAAUUGUGAAUUGUGAGAUUGCGAGAAAAAAAGUCAGAAUAUAAACUCGCAAUUGCAAGAAAAAGGAAAAAUAAAUAGCCACAUUUAGCUUUUUUUAAUUGAGUUUAUAUCUCACGAUUCUGACUUUUUUUUUCACAAUUCCAAUUUUAUCUCACAAUUCUGAAAAAAGUAAGAAUCACAAGUUAUAAACUCGCAAUUGCGAGGAGAAAAAAAGUCAGAAUUGUGGGAUAAAAAGCUGCAGUUACCUUUUUUUUUUAAAUUGAGUUUAUAUUUCACAAUUCUGACUUUCUCACAAUUCCAAUUUUAUAUCUCACACUUCUGAAAAAAGUAAGAAUUGCAAGUUUAUAUUCGAUAUGUGGUGGAAACAAGCUUAUUAAACAAUGAAAGUAAAAAAAAAAUGAACACUACUUUUUAACAAUGAGAACUGAAGAAUGAAGAGGCAAAAUUAGUCCAUUUUUAACUGUAAGGUGUGAAUAAAUAUGAUCAAUAUGAAUAAAGAUUUGUUUUUCUAAUUCC
Molecule: messenger RNA, 1966 nt
Organism: Megalobrama amblycephala (Wuchang bream)
Lineage: Eukaryota; Metazoa; Chordata; Actinopteri; Cypriniformes; Xenocyprididae
Gene: xrcc4
Product: X-ray repair complementing defective repair in Chinese hamster cells 4
Exons: 8
Coding region: 131-1180 (349 amino acids)
Biological process (GO): positive regulation of ligase activity; double-strand break repair via nonhomologous end joining; response to X-ray
Cellular component (GO): DNA ligase IV complex; DNA-dependent protein kinase-DNA ligase 4 complex; nucleus
Molecular function (GO): DNA binding
Source: RefSeq, a predicted model, not a curated record